Aphanomyces astaci is the source of this 1501-nucleotide messenger RNA. RefSeq lists its product as hypothetical. Gene Ontology annotation, cellular component: microtubule; cytoplasm; membrane. NCBI's taxonomy places the organism in Eukaryota, Oomycota, Saprolegniomycetes, Saprolegniales, Verrucalvaceae. The record is from RefSeq and is a predicted model, not a curated record. The transcript has 2 exons. Gene Ontology annotation, molecular function: GTPase activity; microtubule binding. The coding region runs from base 137 to 1444 and encodes 435 amino acids.
CAACGGUGUCGCAUGCCACUGGUCCUGUCGAACAGUCCAUUCCACGCGAUACAGAAUUCGAGAGAAUUUGACCACACGGUUGGCCGAAUCAACGGUGCAUCGAACAUCGCAUUAGUCAUUGUAUACGCUGGUUCCCAUGUCGAGUCCACACGCAACCCGCCACUUGAUCGAUCGGUUGCGUGCCGUGGGACUGGACAAGUACGUUCAGUUGCCCCAAGUUGCCGACGCCUCCACUGUGCCGGUGGAAAGGGUGCUGCCAACGGUCGUGGCUGAAACGUAUGUGCAACUGGCGUCUUGCAAGGACAAGUUAGCGAUCCUCGGGGAGCCCAUGACUACCCCAGCAGUGCGUCGGGCUACGUUUAUGAAAAAUGUGCCCUUGAUGUUGGAUCGGUUGGAAGGCGGGGUGAGCGGGAAUUACAACGACACGUUCUUCGACGACACUGACAACCGGCUGCGGGCUCGACUUCAGACGGCCGAGUCGGAAUUCCAAGUCGCGAUUGACGAGGUUUCGAUCGUGGAUGGUACCGCCGCCCUGGACAUGUCGACGCCGGAGGUGGCUUCGGUGGGGGACUUUGUGGAAGUUUUCAAUGGAGAGUGGGUGAUGAAUGCUGCGGGCGAAACUAUACCUGAUCCCAAUGUCAAGUGGGAACUGGAUCAAGUGACGGAAGUGGAAACGACGUCGAACGAAGUAUUGACUGCCAAGCACUUUAAGCGUGAAUGGCGAGACUCAUCCGAGUGGCGGUUCCUGCCCCCGACGUUUGCAAACAUUGUGCGACAACGUUACGUGGUGAAAUGGAAAAGGCCGAUGCGGGCGCUGUUUGAAACGUGCCAAACGUUGCUGCUCGAGUUUGUGACACGGGUGACUGGCUCGAUGAAGUGCAAGCCCAAGUUGCAAGCUCACUUGAACCACGUCGCACAUGAAAUGUUGGAGUCCCUGUCGACCGCAGCCUUAGUUGAAUUGGACAAGUUGAUCGAAGCGGAAUGUGAUCCGAGUACGCUGAAUCUGCGACUCGGUCAAGUGUUGUUGGAGUUGCGGACGAAGCCAUUGAUUGUGAAAUUGGAUGUGCUUUCGGGAAACAACGACGCCACAUCUGUAUCUGUGGGCGCCAUGAAAGCAUUACUGAAACGUCAUUUUGCGGAGGAAACCAACUCGAACGAAGACUUACUCGUCAAGGAAUUGCAUUUGGCCAUUGCCGCGUAUAUGCCGGUGGCGUCCAAGCGCUUCGUGGACGAGAUUCCCAAGCUUUUGAACACCAAGUUCAUCCAGCCGUUCUUGUCGGCGGUGCGCAACGAAGCGUCGGAAACGUCAGACCAAGUGCUGGGCCAAGUGCUUGUGGACGAUGUAGCGGACGUCGAGCAGUAUGAGACGUUGUCCAACCAGCUCAAAACUCUCGAGGCGGCCAACACGCUCAUCAACGCGCACUUAUUUCCGUCACCUUAUUAGGUUUCCAACACUAAGUUGUGCCUCUUGUAUAUAUAUCAUAUAUAUAUAUAUACUACG